UGACUGUGCCCACAAGAUCAAUGCUACUGGUGCUGACCGUCUACGCUGUUUGUGAGAACAUCCGAGGGAGUUCGGCAAAGGUAUCAGACAACCCUACAUCCAACAUAGUAACUAUUGUGAAAAGAUUACAGAAGAAAGGCCAAGUCAGACCUAGAAGAUCCUAUCUUGAUAAUAGAAUAGAUACAUUGCCCUCUGAACCUGUAUAUUUCUCUCAACGAAACCACGACAGCUUCUCAGCCCACGAACUAGGUCGCAACUACCACCAGCAUUACGACGUUGACACAACGCAAGAUGCACUUCUCGGUUUACUAAAUCCUUUCGACUCAAAAGCUAGCCAGAAAGAGCAUCAACAUCUCCCAACCUCCGACCAUCGGAAACAUUACAAGCCCCUGGACCUAUCUAGUUUUCCGUUACCAGAAGAGGAUGACCUCGGUCAAGACGCCGGCUUUGAUUUCUCUAGUCUUCUCCCGCCCACAUUUGACGUCACAGCCCCGGUGUCAGAAAGGGCUAAACAGGAAGCAGACACUAUCAUGGACGAUUUCCUCAACUUUUUGGAUCUCAAAGCCAGUGGGGCACUUGAUCAGUGUCUAAAUCGGCAGAAAUAA
Candidula unifasciata is the source of this 605-nucleotide messenger RNA. The record is from the annotation of a GenBank genome assembly. Lineage: Eukaryota; Metazoa; Mollusca; Gastropoda; Stylommatophora; Geomitridae.